GUCGUUCGACGUUCACUCACAUGCAUCCAGGUAUAUAAGCCCUAACUUGAAGCUCUAGAGGAGGACAUACUCAGCCGCAUCAACUCUUCUCACAACAUCUCUGAUCAUGCCUGAAAACAAGGACAGACUCACACUGACGGUCUACGUCUCCCCAGAAACCCUGAUUGCACUCAAGGAAAAAAAAUACAAACUUUGCAUGGCAGUGGAAGUAAAUGGCAAAUCCACUGUUGUUUUUCAAACUGUAAGCAAACUUCUGAUCCACAACGAGUUUGAGUUCGAAGAUCGUUACCGAGUCUUUGGCACGAACACGUUCAAAGAUGGCGCGUUGGUAGAGGCAUCCACGAGGAAGGUCCCAAUCUUGCUGGGCCAAGAGAUCACAUUGAGCCCUGAGGGCGUGCUCGGUCCUGCAUCUGGGACGAUGGAUUCUGCAAAACCAUUCAUCGUUCAUAAUCAUUACACCGAACCCAUCCACCUCGGUAUUGACGCACUUUUCGGUGGCGAAUAUAGCUCCAUCUACGUCACUGAGGAAGCGAUUUUGCGUGGAGACAUCGUUUGUCUACCAGCUAGAAAGCUCUUGAUCUGGUUCGAACAGAACCUCGAGACUAACACGAUGAUCUCACACGCCCGGAUCACCAACUGCAUGCGGCUCGACUUUUCGAAAACCAGUCACAUUACGGUCAACUACAAGGCACCAAAAGAUGCACCUGCUGAUGGGAUUUGGUCAUAUGGACCUCUUAUGGUGCAUGGACAGACCGCGUAGUACCACUCAGAGACGAACACAUUUUCUUUGACCCGAGCUAAUUAAUCUGCCUACUGCGUGACGCUCAGGGCUAAAUCGUCGGUUCAGGGCUCGCCUUCGGUUUAACAGGAUUUUAUGCGGUAUCGGACAACUCGUACAGGACACCUCACGGUUUAAUCGACUCGACUCGAUUAAAUUUCCCUCGCGUGCGGGAGCAGGAGGAUAGUAGGAAGAAGAAAGAGUGGGAUUCCUUGGAUUGACUCGACUGGAGAUGUGGCAAUAACGGAUGAAUUCAGUGUACAUCAAUAAAUUGCAUGCCACACCGAAGCUACUGAGCUUUUCGCCACGCUCUAUCCUCGCUUCUCGAAGGCCAUGAUGACUCGGCAGCCAUCCUCAUUACUGGGCAAGCAAUUCCCCCGGAAUUUGAGCCUGAGGAGGGCUGAAAACUCAUUAGAGGCACCACAGUAGGUC
Messenger RNA from Marasmius oreades (fairy-ring Marasmius), 1210 nucleotides. RefSeq lists its product as uncharacterized. The coding region runs from base 107 to 760 and encodes 217 amino acids. The transcript is spliced from 5 exons. Lineage: Eukaryota; Fungi; Basidiomycota; Agaricomycetes; Agaricales; Marasmiaceae. The record is from RefSeq and is a predicted model, not a curated record.